This is a messenger RNA of Paraglomus brasilianum, 2922 nucleotides long. NCBI's taxonomy places the organism in Eukaryota, Fungi, Glomeromycota, Glomeromycetes, Paraglomerales, Paraglomeraceae. The record is from the annotation of a GenBank genome assembly.
AUGACCUCAACACUUCGUAAUAAACAAGGAAAUAAAACGUUUUCUUCCGUCGCGUAUAAAAUUCUCUAUAAUGACAUUCGAUCGCUGUCAGAUAGUAAUAUCAAUCAAAUGCUUGAUGCUCUAUUGGCAAGCACUACUUUAACCACAGCAAAUGAACAGGACUUGAUAGAUCUGCUCGUCUCUGGCUGUAAAACGAUAAAUUACGCUGACGAACAUUUUGUCUUGAAGUUUAGUAAAAUAAUCUUUAUUGUUUGUAAUAAGCACCAGAUCAAUCUUAACGGCAAUUCAUCCAGACAGUCGCCACUGGAAGUGAUAUUAACAUUCCUAAUAAACUCGUUGCCAUAUGCUACCCAGCCAUCGAGUGAAAUCAACAUUUUGCGUACAUUGAGUGCGGUUCUUUUUGAGAAUGGCACCAAAUGUCAAAAGUUCCACGAAAGUCUCUGCCAUCUUUUGUUUCCUCUCGUACGGCCAGAUAACCCUAAUCUUGAAACAAGACGUAUGGCUAUAAAUUGUCUUGGCAAUCUAUGUAUGCGUACCGGAAACAAACUAAACGGAAAAUAUAAAGACAUCUACGAAAUAUUUUUGGCUAAUUUGAACUCUAUGACUAUUGAUGAUACCGCCAGUCUGAAGGUUGUAAGCAGUACGUUACGCGCAUUGCAAUUGGUUGUGAUUGAAGAUAAGAAUGUCCUUGUGGAGCCAUUUGGUGCUGUCGUUGAGACGAUUAAACGCUUCGUGUUCUUUAACUUCGAUGGGUCAAGAGAAGAAGCGUCAAUGCGAGAUCAGAUGUUGCCAACCCAGAUGUUGCGUCGGCAAUCCGCAUCUACGCCUAAAUCUCGACCAUUGCGUCAGAUGGAAGCUGGAACUCAUUCGCGGAAUAACAGUAAAUCAUGGAUCAGUUCUGAUUCUGAAUUAUCGGAUGGGGAUCAUUUUCAUCAACGGAAAACGAACGACGGCUCACGGAUAAGAUUGAAUGCACUUGGAUGUCUGCAAGCUAUAGCAAGGGCAGCCCCAAAGUUACUACAUCCGCACUGGACUAAAUUUCUGUCUGAUAUGCAUUCUGUGCCGACUUCUCCUUCUUUGUUCACUCUGAUUGCUCAUGAUACGGUUCAAACGGUUCGCAUCGCUGCUUGUUCAGCGAUUAUGAUCAUGUUAGAUGGCUCAAAAAAAUAUCUAUCUGUUGCUGAUGAUCGAGACACAAAAUCAUCAUUCACUUCUCUCUCGGCGAAGCUGGGCGGUCUUGUACGCGAGUUGCAUACCGAAUUAAUUAAAACUAUUGCUUUAGAGGAAGAAGUUCCGGUGUUAGUUCAAUUGUUAAAGUGUGGCAACGUAUUAGUUACUAAUACCGCAUAUGAGCGACUAUCUUCCGGUUAUUUAAGUCGAUUAUUUCGGGCUGUUGUUUCGCUACUGGCUCAUGAAGAUACGUCUAUCAGAAUAAGUACUCUGACUUUGCUUUCAUCGAUAAUAAGUUGUAAUUCACGUCAUGAUGAAGUACUGCAGUUAUUGGAAGGAAAAGUUGCAUCCGAUUCAUCUAGCACAUCUACACUGCUCCAUAGCUCUAGUCUCUAUAACAAAACCCUUUUACAAUAUUUGAUAGAAACUGUUGGCGACAACAACCAACCAUCUAAUGUACGCAUAGAAGCGUGGGGACUUUUAUGUGGAUGUGCUAGAGGGAGCUUUAUUAAUGUGAACUAUCUCUGGAGUCAACUUGAGGUUCUGAUAACUAAUGGUAUGGGUACACGCGAUAUCAGUAUCCGUACUGCUGCCAUGACUUUCAUGGAAGAAUGUGCCAAAGCAUCUUCAUCAGGGAGUAACAUUGAGACUACCGAAAGAUUACCUGUGAUCGAAAGCAAGCCACCAGUAUCAUCAGACGAACUAUUGCACUGGUGGCGUUUGAUAAUUGAUAAUCAUAUUAAUAAGGCUGCCACCGAUGAAUGUCAUGCUGUCCGAGCAUUGAGUUGUGACUGUUUGUCUCAUAUACCAGAUUAUAUAUUUGCCGAAUUGCCAGAUGACCGUCGAUAUUAUUGCAUGACAUUUUUACUCGGUUUUGUACAAGACGACAGCCCAAUUGUUAGGGCAGCUGCGUGUAGAGCUUUUGGAGUGUUUAUUCAGUUUCCUAGUUUACAUGAGGAUACAUCAUUUAUCACAGAUAUGGCUGUGUCAAUUUUUGAGCAAAUUUCAAAUACUAAUCUAAUGGUCCGAAUGCGAAGUAGCUGGGCACUUGGAAAUCUAUGUGACACGCUAGUUAAUUUGAGCAGCGACGCAGAGCGUCUGAUGGAGUUUCUAACGGAAGACAUAUGGAUACGUUUGCUACGUGCCGGAUUAGCUGCAUCAAACGAUAAUGACAAGGUGAGACCAAAUGGAGUGAGAAUUCUUGGAAGCGUAUUGCGGAUAGGUCCGAAGACAUAUCUGAUGAAGGAGCAUAAUGGAUUGGUGAGGGAAGCAGUUCUUAUGAUUAUUAAAAAUUUUGAGUACAGUUCAUUAAAGGUUCGGUGGAAUGCGUGUUAUGCGGCUGCAAAUAUGCUGCGUAAUGUUCAUCUGCCUAUAAGUUCUGAUACAUGGGCAAAUAUGUUAUAUGAAGCUCUGAUUAAGGCUAUGACUUCAGCCAAAAAUUUUAAAGUACGGAUUAAUGCAUCCCUUGCAUUGUCUUCUCCCGUUGCUCGUGAUAAGUAUGGGAACCAGCAAACGUUGGCGAAAGUGUUUGAGGCGGUUGUGUAUGCUCUGGAGAAUGUGGAAAGUAUGGCUGGUGCAGGAUUCCAGGAAUUUAAAUAUCAGGAACAAUUGAGAAUGCAGUUGAUAUCUACAUACGAUCAUCUCAGCGGCCUGUUAAAUGAGGGCGAGAAAGCUCAGUAUCAAUCGCUCAUUGAUAGAAUCAUUCAGUCGCCCGGAUAUAAUAAAGUUAAAAACGAUAUGCCUGAGAUUUAA